This is a messenger RNA of Pyricularia oryzae 70-15, 1506 nucleotides long. Its product is annotated as acetylcholinesterase. The record is from RefSeq and is a predicted model, not a curated record. Bases 1 to 1506 code for a protein of 501 amino acids. NCBI's taxonomy places the organism in Eukaryota, Fungi, Ascomycota, Sordariomycetes, Magnaporthales, Pyriculariaceae. The transcript has 3 exons.
AUGCGCAACCUCACCGCGACAGCCCUCUUGUCCCUCCUCGCCACGGCGUCCGGCAACAGCAGCGAUGCCGCCGCGGGCCGACCAACCGUCCAGCUGGCCGCCGGCACCGUAACCGGCACCAUCGACCCGACGACGCCCUCGGUGCGCCAGUUCCUCGGCAUCCCGUACGCACAACCCCCCCUCGGCGCGCUGCGUUUCUCCCCUCCGCAGGCGCCGGCGUCACCGCACGGCGACGUGGACGCCACGGCCAUGCCGCCCAGCUGCGUGCAGUACCUGUCGUCCAAGGCCGGGUUCUACACGCGCGAGGUGCUCGAGUUCAACCUGCGCGGGCUCGACGUCACGGGCCCCGUGUCGGAGGACUGCCUGACUGUGAGCGUGUGGACGCCCGAGUCGGCGCGGCCCGGCGCGGACCUCCCCGUGCUCAUCUACGUCUACGGCGGCGGGUUCCAGACGGGCGGCGUCGACGUGCCGUACCAGCUGCCGCCCAGGUGGGUCGAGCGCACGCGCUCGCACGUCGUCGUGGUCAUGAACUACCGCCUCGGCAUCUUUGGCUUCCCCUCGGCGGCGGGCCUGGACGCCGCAGGUCAGAACCUGGGGCUCCUGGACCAGCGACUGGCGGUGGAGUGGGCGAGGGACAACAUUGCGGCGUUUGGCGGCGACCCCAGGCGCAUGGGGCUGUGGGGCCAGAGCGCCGGGUCCAUGUCGGUCGGGGCGUAUGCCUUUGCGUAUGCCGAGGAUCCCAUUGUGAACUCGUUCAUGAUGGACUCGGGGACCGAGCUGUCGGUUGCUUUUACGGAGCCGCUGCACUCCAACUUUACCUUUGUGGCCGGCAAGGUGGGAUGUGGUGGCUUGCAGGCUGGCGAGGAGCUGGAGUGCAUGAGGAAAGUGCCGGCUGCGGAUAUUGCGACGUUUUUGAAGGAGUACGCCGACUCUGGGUCGCAGCCCGCAUAUAGCUUCUGGCCUGUUGUGGAUGACAAGUUUGUCUUUGGCGACUACGGCAAGCUGUACCAGGAGGGCAAGCUUGCAAAGAUUCCGGCCAUAAUCGGCACCAAUGCGCAGGACGGCAACCCCUUUGCUCCCUACGACCCAGACAGCGUCGAUCAAGAAGUCGCCGACGCCACCCUGCUCUCUCUGUUCUUCUGUCCUGCAUUCAAGACCAGCCUCAACCGCAUCCAAGCCAACGCCCCAACGUUUCGCUACGAGUACUUUGGCAACUUCACCAACGUCUCGCCCAAGCCCUGGAUGGGUGCCUACCACUCUGGCGAGCUGCCCAUGCUGUUUGGCACGCACGGCGACUUUCGCGGCGACUCGACGCAGCUCGAGCGCGACACCAGCGCCGCCAUGCAGGACGCCUGGCUGGCGCUGGUCAGGGACGGAGCCGCGGGCGUCGAGGCGCUGGGAUGGCCCGCCUUUGCCGGCGUCGACGGUGGUGAUGUCGUGCAGCAGUUUGGCAAUGGGGUUGCGAGCAAGAGCGGGGACGCAAAGGGGUGGGAGGCGAGGUGCUGA